AUGGUUUCAUUCUCUUAUCCUACGUCGUAUCUCUCUUACUGCUUUGGUGGGAAGUCAUUUUUGUGCGUGAUCCCACUAUUUUGGAUUUUAGAUGCUGCAGUAAACAACCACAGGUGUACUUUUACCGGGAAAUAUGGUAUCGUUGAAGGAUUUGAGCUCCCGCAAGUUGAUAAGAUUUUGAAGAGAACAGAUAAGUUGUACGUGUUUCGUGAAAAUGAACCAGAAAUCACGAAGGAAUUGGAACUUCUAGAUUUGAGGAUGUGGAUUGAGCACGGUGCAACAAAAUUUUACAUAUAUCACGACAGCUUUACUGAGGAAGUUAACGGAAUCUUCAAAAUUUAUGAAAAUGAUCCAAAUAUUAGUAUUGCACGCAUACCUUGGGGAAAACUUCCUGCUACAAAUAGCACUUCUGAUACAGAAAAUCUCAAUAACCUUCUAUAUUCAGGCGGGCAAGUUUUGGGAUAUAACGACUGUAUCAUUCGGUCUAGACGGGAAACUGAAUAUUUGGCUUUGGUGGAUUACGACGAAGUAUUUGUGGUGUUUAAAGACCAAUCACUGCUAUCACUUAUUGACAGUGAAUUAAAAAUGAACAAAGAUUUUGGUGCUUUUGCAUUCAAGAGUUCGAUGAUAACAUUGAAGAAUAUGGAUUCAAAUGUCACACAUCCCACAAAUAUCCAGUUCAAUGAUUACAACAAUGUCACAGUGGAACCACUUGGAUUGGGAAAAGUACAGCACUUUUAA
This is a messenger RNA of Enterobius vermicularis (human pinworm), 741 nucleotides long. The record is from the annotation of a GenBank genome assembly. NCBI's taxonomy places the organism in Eukaryota, Metazoa, Nematoda, Chromadorea, Rhabditida, Oxyuridae.